AUGGACGCUUCUUUCCCAUUUAUUCACACCCCAUUCCCUCCCCAGUUAUUCACGCAGUCCUCUCACUCUAAACCCAACCUCCAAUUCAAUGUAAACGUUGUUCGUCAUCUCCAUAGCUCUAUCGUAUCCACCGCUGAGAAUUGCUUCACAUUCUUAGACACAUUCGCUUCCCCAAACCCACUUCUCGACAAAAUCUUCCAUUUCUUCUCCUCCCAUUUCCACAAUUUCUCCCAGUGUGCUCUUGGAUUCGGAUUAGAUUCCACAAACAAUGACUAUAAAGUGGUUAGAAUUGUUUACCUCUAUGAUAGCAUUGUUGAGAUUGACAUUUAUUCGCUUAAGGAGGGAUGUUGGAGAAACCUUAGUGUUUCUGGUCCCGUACUCCCUCUCUGUUGUGAUUCAUCUCAAGUUUCUCUCAAUGGGACUAUCCAUUGGCUUUCCGGAGGUGGUAAUUUUCCUGGCCCGUUCAUUGUGACAUUCAAUUUGGGUACUCAGGUAUUCUCUUUGAUGGAGCUACCAAGGAGUCUAGUUUAUAAAAAGGCACCACGUAGGUUGUCUAUUGCAGUGUUUCAAGACUCACUUUUUGUGUUCGAGAAUGAUUAUUAUGGCAAAGUAUCAAUCUGGAUGAUGAAACAGUAUGGUGCUGUGGAGUCGUGGACCAAUCUGUUUGGUCUUGAUUUUGAUAGAGAAGGUUCUGUGAAAGUUAUUGGCUGGAAGAGGAAUGGUGAAGUUCUUUUGACUAAAGAUGAGGAGAUGGUUUCAGUUGACAUUAAGACUCAAGAGUUCAAGAAUGUUGGGAUGCGUGGAUAUGAUGAGCCAUUUUGUGUCAAUGUUUACACAGAGAGCUUAGUGUUAAUUGACAAAGUACAUGGAGGCUUCGGUGAGCAAGCACGCUCUUCUCUGUUGCAGGCACCAAGAACAGAGUUGGAGGAACCAAGAAAAUUAUAA
Molecule: messenger RNA, 945 nt
Organism: Cornus florida
Lineage: Eukaryota; Viridiplantae; Streptophyta; Magnoliopsida; Cornales; Cornaceae
Product: F-box/kelch-repeat protein At3g06240-like
Exons: 2
Coding region: 1-945 (314 amino acids)
Source: RefSeq, a predicted model, not a curated record